CAUGGUGUGUCUUGAGCAAUGAGCAUUGGGGUCUGCACAGCUCUGUGAUACUCAUUUUUCAUGUUAGCUGAGCUUCAAAGGUCUUGCUAUGGGUGUAUUUAAAAAGCAGGCAGUUGGAUUAGCCCUGCAGUUAGUGUCAAUCACUGCAGCUCCAUAAAGUGCUGGAGGAAAUCAAGUGGCUCUUGAUUUGUGAUUUGCUCUUCCGCUGGGCGAUGUCACAGUCCCAGAGUGCGCAACUGUGGUGACAAUCAGCCCAAAGAUUUAGAGUGUCUUUGCUGCAUUCUUAAAAGUCCUCAAACAUUUUAUUUUUUAAGAGCCCACAAAACCUGCAGCAAACCAUUGUCUUGACCUUUGUAAACUUAUUGCCUGUUAUUCAUGUGGAGGUUUUCUUUAGUUGGUGUUCGUAUUCAUUAUAAUUUGAGUGUAAUUAGGUGGGUAUAAAACAAAGCUGAAUUUAUUUAUAUCCAAUAAGGAACAGAUCUAUUGAAAAGGCCCAGAGUUAGAUCAUGGUCCCUAUAAAAUUACAUCCCCUGAAGCACUGAAGAAACCUGUCCUUUGCAAGGCUGGCUGCAUUCACUCUGCAAUUGAAUUGCAACUUGCUGCAUGAUUUCCCGUGGUGUCCUGGCAGCUGGCAGCUCCCAGCAGCACAAACAAUGCACACUGAUUAUUAGUUGAGAGCCUUGGUUUCCUCCCACCCAAAGUGUUUUUCAGAAGAGACUGUACUGAGCAUAAAGUAAAGUAAAAUUUUCAAAUGUUCCAAAAAGUGAACCGAGGGUUAAAUUUCAUUUGUCUGUACUGCUCAGAACUUUUUAGUGGACCUUUUUUUUUUCUUAUUUUUUGGGAAGAGGUUUGUUUUCUUCCCCUAGGAAGAAAGAUGGGUUAAUUUGUGUUUAGGCUGAUUGACUACCUAAACAAUACCAAUUAUUUAUUUGCCCAAUCCUGUCUUUCUGCAAAUGCAACUCUCUCAGAUCACUAUUACAGAAGAGUAGCUUAUGCAGGCAAAAAAUGAUAGUUUUAGAGAACUCAUAUUAGUGAAAGGGCACAUUUGGUGCAGAAAGCUUCAUACUUUUGCUUUCAUAUUUCAUAUUUUCAACCAAACCUUUAAGUUGUUAAACAUGGGAAAAAUUCUAAUGAAAAAAAUCUAAAAUAAGAACUUUAUCAAUACUUAAAAUUAUCAGGCUCAGCAGCUACUGUAUGUUGCCAUCAAUUGUCAAUUGACCUUUUAUCUUUUUUUCUAGUGCUCUUGUGGCCUGGAAUUUCCCCAGCCCUCUUCUCUUCCAUCUCCAGCUGAAAUCUGUAUCUGAACAUGGCUUGUUUCAAGUGACCCAUUUUUUUUCUGAGGGGCUCUGCAGUGGCUUCUGGAUCGUCCUUGAGAAAUCUGUUCUGAUUGUAGUGGGAGUUGCACAAACAGGUCACUCAGUAAAGAAAUCAGCCAUGACAAUGGAUACCAAACCCAGCAACGUCAGUGACUCAAACCAGGAGGCAGAACCUGACCAGCUUUUGGAUGAUGAUGGAAACAAAAACCCACCAGUCAAAAAGACUUCCUCUUGCACUGGAUUGAAGGUGUUUCUGGCUGCUCUGUCCUUCAGCUACUUCAGCAAAGCCCUGUCCGGUACGAUAAUGAAAAGCUCCAUCACUCAGAUUGAGAGAAGGUUUGACCUGACCUCCUCCACCGCAGGGCUCAUCGACGGCAGCUUUGAGAUGGGCAACUUGCUGGUGAUUGCAUUUGUAAGCUAUUUUGGAGCUAAGCUGCAUAGGCCCAAAGUAAUAGCUGUGGGAUGCUUUACUAUGUCUUUGGGAUGCUUUUUAUCAGCCAUGCCUCAUUUCUUCAUGGGAUACUACAAAUAUGAGACAACAUCACACAGAGCUGCUUCAGCCAACUCAACUUCCACCUUAAAUCCCUGCUCCCUAGAUCAAGAUGUGAAUGACACUGUCCUGGAAGUCUCACGAGCAGGCUGUGAGAAGGAGCCAUCAUCAUACAUGUGGGUAUAUAUCUUACUGGGAAGCAUGUUACGUGGGAUUGGUGAGACACCAAUAACACCACUGGGCAUCUCUUACCUCGACGAUUUUACUAAAGAAGAAAACGUUCCUGUGUAUGUAGCGUUUUUGCACACCAUAGCCAUGAUGGGCCCCAUGUUUGGCUUCCUGCUGGGAUCUCUGUGUGCAAAGCUGUACGUGGAUAUUGGAUUUGUGGAUCCAGGGAGCAUCACUAUCACCCCACAGGAUUCCCGCUGGGUGGGUGCAUGGUGGCUUGGCUUUUUAAUAGGUGGAGCAGCCAAUUUCCUAUCUGCUAUUCCAUUUUGCUUCCUGCCAAAGAGUCUGAAAAAGCCAGAAGAAGCCAAGAAGGACAAAACUUCACAUGGGCUCUUGGAAAACAUGGAUGCCACAGGGAAUAAAAUUUCUCCUGAAAAAACUAAGCCAAGGAAGUGGUCAGUAAUGCUGAAAGAUUUCUAUAACUCCCUGAAAAAAGUGUUGGGUAAUCGAAUGUACUUUACAUUUUUGUGUUGCUCACUGUUACAGUUCAGUAGUUUUAUUGGUUUCGUGACUUACAAACCAAAGUAUAUGGAACAGCAGUAUGGACAAUCUACAUCCAAAUCCAACUUUCUAAUAGGAGUGACAUCCUUACCUCCUGUAGGUCUUGGAAUUUUCUUAGGAGGGCUUAUAAUGAAAAAGUAUAAAAUGGGCAUUGUUGCAGCCACAAAGUUUUCACUUACCAUGUCAUUUUUGUCCUAUGCCAUCGGCUUGUUGCACUUUUUUGUUGGCUGUGAUAACCAUGCGGUGGCAGGAAUGACAGUGUCCUAUGAAGGCAACCCCAUUCUGUACCACAACAAUUCCCUGUUUUCGGAAUGCAACUCUCACUGCAAAUGUGCCUCCAACGUGUGGGAUCCUGUGUGUGGAGCCAAUGGGAUCACCUAUUUUUCAGCAUGUCUGGCUGGGUGUGGGACUUCUGUGGGACAUGGAAAGAACACAGUCUUCCAUAACUGCAGAUGUCUUGAAAUCAACAGUUCAUGGACAGGAAACAAUUCUGCCACCUUGGGGCAAUGUCCAAAAAGUGAUGAUUGCUCGACAAAGUUCAUUUAUUACACAGUAAUACAAGUCAUAGGUGGCUUUUGCUAUGCCCUGGGAGCCACUCCUUCAUACAUGCUUGUGUUUAGAUGUGUCCAGCCAGAGCUCAAAGCUCUCGCGGUUGGUCUAUUCACACUCGUCAUGAGAACUCUGGCUGGGAUUCCAGCACCAGUUUAUUUCGGUGCAGCCAUCGACAAGACGUGCCUGAAAUGGGGAAGCACCAGCUGUGGGAAGCGAGGGGCUUGCAAGCUCUAUGACUCCAAUGCAAUCAGGUAUGUCUACCUUGGUUUAGGAGCAAUUUUAAGAGGUCCUUCCUUCUUGAUUGGAAUAUUUUUUUACACAUUGAUAAAGAAACACUUUCAAAAUAAGAACUCCAGGCCUGUAGAGAAUGGACAGGAAGAUGCUGCUAUGAAUAAAGAAGACAAUUGCAAGAUCAAAGAACGUUUGCCAGGUUCUUCUGAUGCAGAGAAUGAAUCCUCUAUUUAGAAAGAAAUUUAGACAUGUGAAUCAGGUCAGCUUCUUUUAGAAACACCAAAAUGCUGUGAGUAACUAAAUAAUAAAUAAUACCACUGUACAGAGAGCAUAACUAAUAGCAAAACUGCAAACAACAACAAUAAACACUAACAAACAAGAA
Molecule: messenger RNA, 3700 nt
Organism: Taeniopygia guttata (zebra finch)
Lineage: Eukaryota; Metazoa; Chordata; Aves; Passeriformes; Estrildidae
Source: RefSeq, a predicted model, not a curated record